AUGGCACACAAAGAUGAGAUACAACAUCAGAUUAUGAAGAAAAUAAAUCCUAUGUUCUUGGCAUUAUCGGAAACUAGACUGAUUGAUGAUAUCGAAGACAGUGAAGUGAACGUCCCGGGUUAUAGUAUAGUUAGAUGUAAUGCUGAGAAUAGAAAUACGGGAGGAGUUGUUCUAUAUGUAAGGAGCGAAAUUAAAUACGAGAUAGUAUUAGUAAAAAAAUUAGAAUCGAAUUGUUGGUGUGCUGCGAUAGAAGUGAAAGAUAAAGUAUAUAAAGGAGUGAUAAUGGUAAUAUAUCACUCACCGAGUGCAUCGCACGGGGAUUUCAUGAGAUUCUAUGAGGAAAUAGUGGAGGAGUUGGUAGUAAAGGGAGAAUGCAUAGUUAUAGGAGAUUUUAAUAUAGAUCUUAGGAUGGAUUCGUUUUAUGCGAAGAAAUUGCAAGCAACAAUGUUAAGCUUGGGUAUGAAACAGUAUGUUAACGAACCGACGAGAAUUACGAAAGACAGUCAGACAAUUAUAGAUUUAAUCUUCGCUAAUAAUGAUAAAAUAGUACAAGUAAUUCAUGAACCUAAAAUAACGGAUCACGCGUGGCUGAAAGUUGAGAUGAAUGUCAGCAAAAUUGAAAGUAAAUAUAGAGAAUUUAUUGUUAGAAAUUAUAAAGAGUUUGAUGUAAAUGAAUUUGCUAUAUUAGUGAAAAAUAAACUACAGAAAAGUCAGGGAUGUCAAUGUGAACGUAUGGAUGUCAGUGAGAGAGCGAAACAACUUAUCGAUAGUAUAGUGGAUGCGUUAGAUGUAAUGGCACCGAAGAAAAAAUAUAGAAUUCCGAAAGUAUGGGAAGGGAAAAAGUGGUUUUCAGAUGACAUAAGAGAGGCUGCGGAUAGAAGAGAUAAGGCUUAUAGAAGAGCAUUGUAUGAUGAUAUUGAACAAAAUUGGGAGAAGAAGAAAGAUUACUAUGAAAAUAUGAUAGAUCUUAAUAAAGAAAACCCUACAUCUAUGUGGAAAACAUUGAAGGAAAUAAUUAGUGGUGAACCAGUAGGUAUAAAAGAAGUAGGAAAUAUAGAUUUUGAAAUCUUAGGCGACACCGAAGAGUGCAAUAUAGCUGAUAAAUUUAAUUUAUAUUAUAUACAAAGUAUUAAUAACAUAGUAAACUCUAUAAAGAUCGAUAAAUCCGGUGGUGAUAUAAUUGAUCAUUGGAUGAAUGUAAAUAAGAAAACUAUUUAUAUUAUCAAAAACAAAAGAAUUAUGGAAAACUUUGAGACUGUUAAACUAGAACAGCUAGAAAAAGUUGUUAUGGGAUUGCCAAAAAAGAAAGGUACGGAAGAAGGGAUAACCAGCGAUAUUGAAGACAGUUUUAUCGGUUUGUGUCCGGAAGGAUGGAAAACCUCGACGAUAAUACCAAUCUCAAAGAUAGAUAAAGCGGAAAAAGCGAGUGAUUAUAGGCCUAUUAAUAUGUUAUCAAUAUUUGAGAAAGUGUUAGAAUUAAUAGUUAAAGAACAACUUGAAAUGUACUUGGAAAUUAACGAUAUUAUAACAGAACAUCAGUCGGGGUUUAGAAAAUACUAUUCGUGCGAAACAGCGAUCCAAACUGUCAUUGAUGAAUGGAAAUUAAUAGUAAGUGAUAAAAAAAUGGUAGGAGUAAUUUUUGUGGACCUUAAGAGAGCGUUUGAAACAAUAGAUAGAGAAAGAUUAUUAGAAAAAAUGUAUUAUUAUGGAAUUAGAGGAAUGGCUUUGGAAUGGUUCAAAUCAUAUUUAAAUAAUAGGAAACAGCAAGUGCGAGUCAAUCAUGCGUGGUCUGAAAUAUUGACAACAGAGUACGGAGUGCCACAAGGUUCGACAAUCAUAGCUCCUCACUUUGAGUAUUGCGCGAUGCUAUUAAUAGGCAUGGGGGAGACACAGAUAACCCAAUUGCAGAAGGUACAAAACAGAGCUAUGAGAGUAAUACUUCAAUGUGAUAGAUACACCAAAGUGGAUGACAUGCUAGAAGCGUUGCAGUUUAUGUCAAUAUUAAAUGGUUUGCUGCCAACUCAAUUAAGGAAUAGGUUGCAGAUAGUAGGGAAGGAAUGUGAUAGGGAAACAAGACAAGCGGGUAGUAUUGAACUGCAGUUUAGGAAUACAAUUGCUGCUCAGGCAGGUCAUGUGCCAUCGAUCGGAACAAGUGAUAAUCCGAAGGGGCAAUGUCUGGUGAAUACGGCGGGUGGAGUAGGACUUCCUAAUUGA
Messenger RNA from Camponotus floridanus (Florida carpenter ant), 2214 nucleotides. RefSeq lists its product as uncharacterized. NCBI's taxonomy places the organism in Eukaryota, Metazoa, Arthropoda, Insecta, Hymenoptera, Formicidae. The record is from RefSeq and is a predicted model, not a curated record. The coding region runs from base 1 to 2214 and encodes 737 amino acids. The transcript is spliced from 6 exons. Gene Ontology annotation, molecular function: catalytic activity.